GCAACUAUAUAUUUAGAUUGUAUUAUUGUAUCAUAUGCUAAUAAAACUAAUUUAGAGCACCUAGAGAAGAAAGGUUUAAAAGUUUAAAAACUUAGGUUUGACUCAGUAAAUCUAAAAACAUAUUAAGAAUGAUUAUGGUCAAGUAUGCUAGCCUCUAUUACAAGUUCAAGACUCUCCUACAAGAAAACAAAAAAAUCUAACUUCUCCUAUUCCAUCUAAUGCAGAUUAGAGCAUUUCUGUUAUUUUUGUUAUGAAAUCAUAAGUACAAUGACAGUAUUGAAAUAUUUAUUACAUUAGAAAUUUGUUAAAUCUCAACAAAUUUGUUAAAUUUACAACCAUGAUUAGAGCAGUAGAUCUAGAUUACAAACAUGGUUAGAGCUAGGGAUCUAACUAAAACGCAAGUUUCUACAAUAAAAUGGGAAAUUGUUUAUUUAGCAGCUCAGUUGAAAAAGAAGUGUCUAGACAUGAAUUGGCUUCUGACGAAUUUAUUUCAAAACUGUGUGGUGAAAUAAGCUAUAAUAUUGGAAGUGAUUGGUUGCGAUGGGGAAGACACCUUGGUCUAAGUGAUCCAGAUCUUGAUAAUAUUGAAUCUGAUAACAAAAAUUGUUAUGAGAAAGCUGAUAAUGUUUUGAAAAAAUGGAAGCAAAAAAAUGGAAAUCCUUCAUGGGAGCAAUUAAAAAAAAAGUUAAUGGAUUUUGAUCGUUUAGAUAUUGUGAAUAAAAUUGAAACAAAAUUUGGAGAUUCUUCAAAUCCACUAGAUUUUGAUAGCAGAGUUCAUGUCAAUAAAGAUAUACCAGAGGUAUACACAGCACUAAAAAACUAUUAUCUGAAAUAUUAUGGCAAAAUAAAUGAACUUCAACCACUAUUAAAAGCACCUGGUAAUGUUGAUCUAAUACAAAAAUUUGUUAAUCUAUGUAUUGUUGAUGCACAAAAUGCUCAAAUGGAUGUUGUUUGUAGCAUUGAACGAAAACAAUUUCUUGAAAAGCAAAUGAGUUAUACACCAAUUCCAUAUAGUGAAAUAUUUAUGAACGAAAAAUCAGUAAUAUUAAUAUCUGGAAUAGCUGGUAUUGGAAAAACAUGGUUGCUCAGAAAGUGUUUGCUCGAUUGGUCGAAUAAUAUAAUUUGGAAUAAUGUUGAACUAGUAUUUUAUUUGGAAUGCAGGAGGCUUAAUCAAUAUCAAAAUGUUUCGAAUAUUAAUGAAUUACUAAAUGUUUUCUACAAACAUAUUUUAAAUGAUUUUGAUAUUAGUAAGCAUACUACAUUGUUUAUAAUUGAUGGACUAGAUGAAUUUAAAUAUUUAAAUGAGUUAUUAAAUCCAAAUUUAAGGUGUAUCUUUCCGAUUGUUAAUGCUUUAGCAGAAAUUCUAAGUUAUAAUCAUGUAGUUGCUGGUAGAGUUUAUGCAAUUGAUAAAUGCCAAGAGAUAUAUAGAGAGCAUGGGGAUAAGUUAGCCAUUCAAAUAAUGGGGUUUAACCAAGAUGGAGUUGAAAAUUAUGUAGAAAAUCAUGUUAUAGAAGAAAAAAAAGAAGUUGUUAAAGCAACUUUAAAAGAGUCUCCAAUUGCAAAAGUUAUGGCAACUGUUCCAUUUUAUUUAUCUUCCAUGUGUAAAAUUAUUAGUGAUUCAAGCAAAAUAUAUUCAACUUCUUUCUUAACGAUGACAGAAUUGUAUGCAAAUAUUUUUUUAUACUUUUUGCAAAAACACAUUAUCAAAAACAAUGGAUUGAUUUAUGAAAUGAUGGCAAAUGAAAAUAAUAAGAAAUAUGUUUUAACCAUUUGUAGGAUAGCUUUUGAAUUGUUUAUUGAAAAUAAAUUUAUUUUUUCAAAAGAAGAAAUUUUACUAUUUAUCAAUAACUUUAAUGAAGUUGAUGAAAGUCUUUUUGGUUUUAUUGAAAUGGUUGAAACACAUCUUGGUUAUUUUUACCAAUUUGCACAUUUGACUCUAAUGGAGUUUUGUGCAUCUGUAUAUGCAUACAAUUGUUUAAGCUUUGAAGAGAUUAUGGCAAAUAAAAAGCUGAAGAGUUGUUUAUCAAUGAUUUGUGGAUUAAGCAAUAAAAACCAAAAUAUUUUAUUAAAGUUUCUUGUUAACCUGAAUCCUUCUAAAAAAUCAAAAGAGGAGUCUUCACUUUUGAUUCCUAUUUUGGAUAGUCUAUCUAAAAGUGUUACAGUUUACUUUGAUGGUGAUUUCGAUUUAUUCUACGAAUGUUUUUACGAAAGUCAAACGUCAUUCACUGAUGAAAUAAACUCAGUUGUUGAUGAACAAAAUAAUCGAUUGUCUGGUUUCAAAAUAGAAUUGAUGGAUGGUGGCUGGGUAAUUUCGAUUAACGAUAGAAAAACUUUAUACGCAACUUCUUGCGAGAAUUAUUUCAUAAAUUAUUACAUAAAAUCUGGAAGAAAGUUAAAGUUGUUAUAUGUUAAUAAAAAUAUUUUAAGUGAUGAAGAAAAAAAUCUUUUAAAUCGCUGUUUAACUAAUGUUCGCUUUGUCAUCCUUCAACGUUCAAUUAAUUUCGAAGGAUGGAAACCCAAAGAUAAGAUUAAAGCGUCGACUAUGAUAGCGAUCUCAGAUUAUUUAAUAACAAAAAAAGAUUUUGAAGAAAACUUUCUCCCUUGGAUUAAUCUUUGUGAAGAAUUAAUUCUUGAACUUCACGACGACAUUGAUUUCUUUAAAGACAUUUGUAAAUGGAUUCGUUGUUCGAACAUUAAAAAGUUUCAGAUCAAGUACCGUGGAAUCAUCGUAACCUCGAUGAAUUAACUUUAUAACGCGGAAAAAUGUUUAAUAUUAUAAAUAAACUAUAACUAAUAAUAAUUGAUUAAACUAUAUAAACUAUAAAUAAUAAUAAUCUUAAACUAUAAA
Messenger RNA from Hydra vulgaris (swiftwater hydra), 2848 nucleotides. RefSeq names its product protein NLRC5. The record is from RefSeq and is a predicted model, not a curated record. Gene Ontology annotation, biological process: signal transduction. Gene Ontology annotation, cellular component: cytoplasm. Gene Ontology annotation, molecular function: protein binding. Lineage: Eukaryota; Metazoa; Cnidaria; Hydrozoa; Anthoathecata; Hydridae.